AUGGCCAUUGAGCCUCAAAGCCUGAAGGCAGCACGGUCGUCGGCCUUGGCGGCCUCGAUGGCGGUGUCGAAGGUUCCAAGCCACACUCUCGACCUGCGCUUGCUGGCGGACUCCUCUGUAGUGCUUCUUCUCCAGCUGUUUCUCCAGUUUCCCAAAUUGGAUCCAUUCGGCCUUCUUGGGGAGAGAGAUUUGCAGAGAAGUUAUUUUCCAUUGAAAGCGAAAAUGUCUUCACGUUUUGUCUUUCUUCUCCUCCUUGUAGUCAUCUCUGCAACGCAUUCAAAUGCAUACCCUUUAUCAACGCAGAACAGAUGGAUCAUAGAUGAAGCAACAGGACAACGUGUGAAGUUGGUGUGUGCCAAUUGGGCUGGCCACCUUCAACCAAUGAUGCCUGAGGGUCUUGACAAAAGACCCUUGAAGGAAAUUGUCGGUGAGCUUGUGAAGCUCAACUUCAACUGCGUGCGUCUCACCUAUGCAAUCUACAUGUGGACACGCUUUUCUCAUGAGAAUGUGAGUGCCAACUUAGCCUCUUUGGAUGUACCAGAAGUGGUUGAAGGGAUUGCCAAGAACAACCCUUCUGUGUUGUCCAUGACACACAUUCAGACCUUUCAUGCUGUUGUUCAAGAACUUGGAGCUCAGAAUGUGAAAGUGUUGCUUGAUAACCAUGUCAGUGAGCCAAUGUGGUGCUGCAAUGAUGAUGAUGAGAAUGGCUUCUUCCAUGACAGACAUUUCAAUCCUCAGGAAUGGGUGCAUGGCCUUACUAUGGCUGCUGAACACUUCAAUGGAAACCCUGCUGUUGUGGCAAUGAGUUUGAGGAAUGAGCUGCAUGGCCCUCGCCAAAAUUUGAAGGAUUGGUACAGGUACAUGAGCCAAGGAGCAGUAGCUAUUCACAAGGCAAAUCCAAAUGUGCUUGUGCUUAUCUCAGGUUUGAACUAUGACACUGAGUUGCAGUUUUUAAGGAAAAAACCAUUGAAGAUAGACUUGGGUAAGAAAAUGGUGUUUGAGACACAUUUGUACUCAUGGUCUGGAAUUGGAACCCUCAAAUUGAAAGAGAUAUGGACAAAGCAACCAUUGAAUAGGAUAUGUGCCAACAACGUUAAAGCCAUAGACUACAGAGCUGGAUUCCUUACCACUGGCGAGAAUGCAGCUCCUUUGAUUUUUACAGAGUUUGGAUUCAAUGAGGCAGGUUCUUCAGAAGAAGACAACAGGUUCUUGACAUGCCUGCAAACCUAUCUUCUUGGAAAGGAUAUGGACUGGGGAUUUUGGGCUUUCCAAGGUAGCUACUAUUUGAAGAAAGACCAGGUCCAAGUUGAGGAGUCAUUUGGUGUAAUGGAUGCAACAUGGCGUAACCUUAGAUAUCCCAAUUUCACCGACAAGUUCCAGCUUUUGCAAAGAAAGAAUAUUGAACCUAACUCCAUGGCCCCCAUUGUAAAUAUCUUGUACCACCCACUAUCUGGUCAAUGUGCUCAAGUGAAUGAGAGGAAUGAAGUUGAACUUGGAAGCUGUGAGAGCAAUCACAGAUGGGUUCGUGGAGAAGAUGAGACUAAAAUGCUUUUACAUGGCUCUGAGAAGUGUUUAACAGCAACUGGUGAAGGGCUUCCAGUUGUAGUUUCUGAUUGUGAAAGGAAGAACAGUUCAUGGAAAUCUGAAUCUCUUUCUAAACUUCACUUGGCAAUGAAUGAACAGGAGGAACAACUUUGCUUGCAGAAGGAUUCUAACUCAUCCACCAUUGUGACUGCAAAGUGUAUCUGCAUAAAAGAUGAUUCUGAAUGUCUUGAUGAUCCUCAAAGCCAGUGGUUCCAGCUUGUUCAAACCAAUGUGUAGCUUAGGUUAAUUGGAUUGAGAGUCUAAGAUUACUAUUGCAGAAACCUUUUAUUUUUUAUUUUUUUAUUUUGCUUUAUUAUUUUAUAUUCUUCGUAGUUGGAUUCAGAAAUUACUAAUACGUUUGGGUG
Vigna umbellata (rice bean) is the source of this 1949-nucleotide messenger RNA. Its product is annotated as glycosyl hydrolase 5 family protein-like. The record is from RefSeq and is a predicted model, not a curated record. Gene Ontology annotation, biological process: polysaccharide catabolic process. Gene Ontology annotation, molecular function: hydrolase activity, hydrolyzing O-glycosyl compounds. Lineage: Eukaryota; Viridiplantae; Streptophyta; Magnoliopsida; Fabales; Fabaceae.